Molecule: messenger RNA, 377 nt
Organism: Paramuricea clavata
Lineage: Eukaryota; Metazoa; Cnidaria; Anthozoa; Malacalcyonacea; Plexauridae
Source: the annotation of a GenBank genome assembly
GUGACAAAUCUCAACAGUUUGGGCACCUCCAAAGCUUGCCACCAAGCAUGUUUUCGUUUUAUAUAUUGCCCACACAGAAGGAACGCUACCGGCAACUUGGGUAUUCAAGAACAAGGACUAUAUUUACUCAAGAACAAAUUAAUGAACUAGAAUCAAAGUUUGAACAGAAAAAAUACUUAAGUACACCAGAAAGAUUUGAGCUCGCAAAGAAUCUUGGUCUGAAUCCAGUGACAAUCAAGACCUGGUAUCAGAACAAACGAAUGAAAUGGAAAAAAGAACUGCAAAAACUUGAUCCUUCAUGUAAACCAACAAGACCAAUAGGUCGCCCGCCGAAAUAUUUAUCCCAUGAUGCAGAAGACCAAGUUAUUGUGGACUAA